This is a messenger RNA of Malania oleifera, 1797 nucleotides long. RefSeq lists its product as uncharacterized. The record is from RefSeq and is a predicted model, not a curated record. The coding region runs from base 566 to 1090 and encodes 174 amino acids. The transcript has 2 exons. Lineage: Eukaryota; Viridiplantae; Streptophyta; Magnoliopsida; Santalales; Ximeniaceae.
CAACCUAAUGGUGCAUCAUGUUUUGUGCACUGUUGAUUCCCUGACAAGGAGAAACUCAACUCAAACUGAUUAAAUCGUUGAAUUAAGCUGACUGGAGUGGACAUUUACGUUUCCCAGUUCCAGACACUCAUCAGAAGAGCUAUAUGUAUAUAUCCCCAGUUGGAGCACAGUAUGCUGCUUUGGAUGCAGAAGUAAAUUCCUUCACAACUAGGACAAAAUUAGUGGAUCUUGGUUUCUUUAAAUUGCACAUGCUGUUUAGUUACUUGGGAAUAUUGGAGAUGGCUUCAACACAGCACACAGCACAUGGCACACCUGAAGACUGACGUCUGCCUUUCUGUUUCCAUAUUCCCUUUUUGAUUCCUUCAGUUAGUUGCUCAUUUUCCUUGCCCAGCUGUAUAUAAAGGGCAGUAAUGUAUUUUCUUAGUUAGUUAAAAAUAUUCUUUGGCAAUUGUAUAUAAGCACACGACUGUAAGCUUGCUGCAACAGUAGAAAUACAGAGAGCAUUCUUUUCUUCUCUUUAUCUGAAAUCUUCUUCUUCGAUUCUCUCUGCAUUUCCAUUUCUGACAUGGUAUCAGAGCAGGAUUCACAAGCACUUCAUAUUGGAGAUGAUGAUGUUUCCAAACUCUCCAAUGAGAAGAACUCUUCAGACCGAUACCUGAAUUUUUCUGACCCCUUUAACCCAUUCCGAAUUGAGAAAGGUGAUGACCUUGAUGCUGCAUUGGUCUCUGACCUCCUUACUGCUGAUAAUUAUGUCAGCUGGUCGCGUGCUGUUAGCCGAGCUCUUCGUGCGAAGAACAAACUCGGAUUCAUCAAUGGCACGCUUCUUAAACCUUCUGCUUCUUCAGAUCCUGUUCUUGAAGCCUGGGAGAGGUGCAAUGAUCUGGUUGUGUCUUGGCUGCAGAAUUCUGUAAGUGCUUCUGUGAAAUCAAGCCUGGCUUUAGUUGAUGAUUCCAGAAUGCUGUGGGUGGAACUGAGGGAUCGUUUUACUCAACAAAAUGGUCCUUGCAUCUUUCAACUUAAACGUGAUUUAGCUGCUUCAUCACAAAGUCAGGAUUCUGUCGCUAGGUCGUCUCAAAGGUUUGUGGGAUGAGCUUGCUGUUUAUGACCCUCUUCCCAGCUGUGACUGUGGAAAAUUGAAGGUUCUUCAUGAUCGUUACAACCGUGAUUGUGUCAUUCAAUUCCUCAUGGGACUGUCUGACUCUUACUCAAACACAAGAGACCAGAUUAUGCUCCUUGAUCCCCUACCACCUCUUAAUCGAGUGUUCUUUAUGGUUCAGCAACAAGAACGACAACACCAAAUCAUUCCCACCUCUGCCCCCUUUGACCUUAUGGCUAUGAUGGCCAAACCUACCUACAAUCCCACAAAAUACCCUCCCAAGUCCUCCAACUCAAAUACCCAGAAAAACAACCGUCCUUAUUGCUCCCACUGUAAGAUCCCAGGCCACUCUCUUGAUAAUUGUUUUAAGAUUGGCAAUGCUAAACCUCCUUUGUGUUCACAUUGUCACAUGACUGGCCACAUUGUUGCUAAAUGUUACAAACUACACGGCUACCCCCUUGGACACAAGCUCCAUGGGAAACCCAGAAGUUUUGCAGCCACAACCACCCACUCCAGUGCUCUUCUAGAGGCUGAUCAUGAGGUUGUCCCAACAGAAUCUAUGGCAUUUACCAAGAGCCAAUAUCAGCAACUUCUUGCUCUUUUGCAUCCCAAAGAACCCAGCUCACCCAUGGCUGCUCUCUCUGCUGCUCAGCCCUCUCCAUCUCCAUUUUCCAGUCAUGUCAACACCUCUCGGGUUUCUG